GUCAUCGUCACCAUACUCUAGUUUCACGGCAACGUCUUCGAUAUAAACAUUCAACCAGCAGAUAUCUAAGCUCUAAAUUAGCAGAUCUUAUUGUUACGUUACUUGCCCACGCCUUUGCGACUUUCCUCAGAAUCGCCCUCCACGAUCAUCAUAACAUCGGUAGGAAAGGAUGACAGUGUGCAAGGUAACACCAGCCCCGCAUUUGUCAUCGCCAAGCCGUGAACAUCACACGCUUCACCCACCUGCGAUAGUUAAAGACCGAUGUAAGUACCUAUAGAAAACGCAUUUAACUACAGAGCUUAUCAACAGUAGCAUACAGCGCAUAAAGUAGAAAGUAAGAUAAUAGUUGCCAGUACUCACAAGCCAUCACAAAACAUGGAAAUAGAAGAAGAGAGUGCAUCCAGUAAGCACUUGUUUAGUUCAAACAUCUCGCAUUCUUUAGAGACACGCAAUCGCCAACUCAGAAGAUCGCUAAGAAAUGCGUCCGCAAUUAAUGCAAUCUGCAACGCUCCUGUUCUUUAUGGUACGAUUGAUAUUGCUGUGAUUCACUUCACGAUCACCAUUCGUGCGGUUAGGAUGCAGGCCCAAGAUGCUUUAGAUAUAGCAAUUAAAGCACUCAAAAACAUGAACAUUACUACAGUUUUCAAAGCGGCAAUUAUGUGGAUGAAGUCACAUCCUUAG
This is a messenger RNA of Bipolaris sorokiniana ND90Pr, 681 nucleotides long. RefSeq lists its product as uncharacterized. The transcript has a single exon. The coding region runs from base 376 to 681 and encodes 101 amino acids. NCBI's taxonomy places the organism in Eukaryota, Fungi, Ascomycota, Dothideomycetes, Pleosporales, Pleosporaceae. The record is from RefSeq and is a predicted model, not a curated record.